Durusdinium trenchii is the source of this 1572-nucleotide messenger RNA. NCBI's taxonomy places the organism in Eukaryota, Dinophyceae, Suessiales, Symbiodiniaceae. The record is from the annotation of a GenBank genome assembly.
AUGAAGUCAUGCCUUCUUUGGCUUGAACAUGGUGUGUUUCUCAGCACACUUUUGCUCAAGACAUCAUUGGUCCUCCACCUGAAGGGGUGCAGAGGCCUUUUUGGUGUCGAGUUCAAACGUGACCAACGUGGUCGAGUGGUCCAUAGUUGUCCUUCGGCCAUGAAGUCUGAUGAUCAAAGAUCCUCGGACAAGUCGGAUCGGCGGCUGUCGGUGACAAUCGACGACGGUCCGACCGAGAUCGUCAAGCCCAAGCUCUCCCAGGACAGUGUGGACGUGGCCAUCUUGUCCCGAACCACCAGCACCUUUCGUUUAGGCGCCGAGGGGGAGCCCAUCACCUCGCCGGGGUCUCAUCAGGCCUUUCCCUCCCCGAAGAGCGCCUUCUCAGAGUCCAGUUCACGCUCCAACCUGGAGAAGUUGAAGGUUCCAUGGGAUGCGCGUUCCGGAGCUUCCGUGAUCGAGUUCCACGACACAGCCCCCACCAAGGAUUAUACCAUGGAUGAAGAACUUGGAGUAGGGGGCUUCGGGACGGUCUACAAGGGCACCAGCAAGACCAACCAGAAGGCAGUGGCCAUCAAGAUCAUCGCUCGUGAGCGUUUGCACUCAGAGGAUAACUUCCAGGAUGAGUUGAAGGUGGCAAGGAAGCUGGCACAUCCCAACAUUGUCCGGCUACAUGCUUCCUAUCAGGACUCUGCGAGCUACUACCUGGUCAUGGAGUUUUGCCCUGGCGGGACUUUGUCCAAGUUCGUGGGCACCAAAACCAUGGCGAAAGAUGACAUCGGCCUUUGGACCGUUGGCCUGGACUCCGAUCUGUUUGCCCGCUAUGCUUGGCAAAUGCUCAGUGGGGCUGCCUACCUUCAUCACCACCGCAUCGCACACCGGGACAUUAAGCUCGAAAACUACAUGAGGAUGUCCGAGGACGAGGAGGCGGACCUGAAGCUGAUUGAUAUGGGCCUGGCUUGCAGGUUUAAAAACAAGAAGACCAUGGAGGACGUGGUGGGCACGGUCUUGACGAUGGCCCCCGAGGUGAGGUCGAAGAACUAUGAUGAGAAAGUGGACGUUUGGGGUAUCGGCAUGGUGCUGUACAUGUGCGCCGUGUGCAUGGAUCCUUGGUAUGACCCCAACGACUACAGUGCCAUGGAAGAGGAUCAGAUCCUCGCAGCGUUGGAUGAUCCCAAUCUGAAGCUGAAUUAUCAUGAAAAGCGCUGGGCUUUGAAACCCAAGGAGGUGAGGGACUUGGUGGAAUCCCUGCUGGUGGUCAAGCCAAAGGAUCGCCCACGAGCACGGGAGGUCAUGGCCACCAACAACUGGUACACCGGGCCUGACACCGGCCACGUGAAGACCGUGGUGCCGGGACAGGUGCUUUUUUGUGAUCCAGUGGUGCCUGCAUGCGUCUCUCCGGAGAUCAACAGCUGCAAAUCCCGAGCCUGUGGCCCAGCGCCAGCGCCAGCGCCUGCCGUGCUGGCCGCGAUGGAUGGGGAAGAGCUUCAUAUUCCGAAAGGCUGGAAGGUGCCCAUGGAGACUCCAGCUGCUCCGGCGGCCGCCCCGGCGGCCGGACAGGUGGAUCUCCAAUGA